Molecule: messenger RNA, 4555 nt
Organism: Doryrhamphus excisus (bluestripe pipefish)
Lineage: Eukaryota; Metazoa; Chordata; Actinopteri; Syngnathiformes; Syngnathidae
Gene: synrg
Product: synergin, gamma
Cellular component (GO): clathrin coat of trans-Golgi network vesicle
Molecular function (GO): protein binding
Source: RefSeq, a predicted model, not a curated record
ACAUAGGUAUGCAAUGAUUACGUCAUCUUCUGACAACUGACUGCCGUUAUCAAGAUGGCGCUGAGGCCGGGAUCAGCUGGAGGCGGCAGUUUCAUGUAUCCUGUCGGAGGAGGCUUGGGACUGCCACAGGGCAUGGUGCCUAUGCAGCAGCAGCAGCAGCAGCAGCAGCAGCAGGCCUUCCCAGUGGUGCAGGUCAUGCAGCCAAAUAUGCAAAGCAUGAUGGGAAUGAACUAUGGAGGUCAAAUUCCUCCAGGAGCCAUGCCCAUGCAGGGAGGAAUGGCAAUUGGGAUGCAAACCCCCGGGAUGCCGUUCUUGGGUCAACCCCAGUUUAUGGGUAUGAGACCUGCUGGACCCCAGUACACUGCAGACAUACAGAAACAAAUGGCAGAGGAGCACCAGAAGCGUCUAGAGCAGCAGCAGAAGAUGUUGGAAGAGGACAGGAAAAGGAGACAGUUUGAGGAACAGAAACAGAAGCUAAGGCUGCUCAGUAGCGUCAAACCCAAGACAGGGGAGAAGAGUCGGGACGACGCCUUGGAGGCUAUAAAGGGGAACCUGGAUGGUUUCAGCAGAGACGCCAAGAUGCACCCCACGCCGUCGUCACAGAGCAAGAAGCCAGACUCAUCAUCAUCGUCAUCAUCCCACUCGUCUGUCACCACUACCUCCCUUCCCUCAUCUCUCUCAGCGGCCAAUGAUGAAUUUAGCGACUUUCAGGGGCCUCUAGACACCCCAGCAUCUUUUCCCCCUUCUUCCUCCUCCUCCUCGACCAUCCAUGAUCGCUUCACUCUGGCCUCCUCGUCCUCCUCGCUCUCCUCCCACAUGACGGGUUUUUCCAGGGAGGAUGAGGAGUUUAGUGACUUUGUUCAGGGUCCGGUAAAUUCCACUCCCUUCCAGCCUUCCACCCUCCCUUCCUUUGUGUCCCUUCCCACUGCCACGCAGCCCUCUGCUGUCAACACCAGCUCCCAAUCUGCGUUUCAAGCUGGUGUUGGUGUGUAUCCACAACAAGAGCACAUCCAGUCCAUGCUGCCAUCUUGGCUUUACAAUGACAGUCUCAUCCCAGAAAUGUUCAAGAAGGUUCUAGAGUUCACCAUGACUGCAGGAGGAAUUGACACCGGCAAGCUCUACCCGCUCCUCAUGUCGUCGGGUCUUCCCAGAGAAGCCUUGGGGCAAAUCUGGGCGUCUGCCAACCGCACAACACCUGGUAUGCUGACCAAGGAGGAGCUCUACACUGUGCUGGCAUUAAUUGCUGUUGCACAGAGUGGCCUGCCUGCGAUGAAUAUGGACAUCCUGAGUCAGUUCCCAUCUCCACCCAUGCCCAAUCUCCCAGCCCUCUCUGUGGCCAUGACCCCCGUCAUGCCUCAGCACCAGCAGCCCAUCAUGACCCAUCCGCCUGUCUCCAUGGCCAUGCCCAUCAAGACCACGACAGUGAUGGCCAUGCCACCGGCGGUUCCCGUUCCUGCUACAGCACCCACCAACACCAACUUCAUUGCCACUUUCCCACCUGUUCAGGGGACAAAAGUUGAUGACGAUGACUUCCAGGACUUCCAGGAGGCCCCAAAGGCUGGCGUGGGAGACCAGGCAUUCACUGACUUCCACGGGGAGUCGAGUGCAAGUUUCCCCGUCAGCAUGGCAUUGCAGCAUCAAAACAGUGCACCUUCCAUGUUGACUCCACUAUCUGGAUCCUCCUCUGCCUCCUCUGACAAGUAUGCCGUCUUCAAACAGCUGUCUGUGGACCAGCCGGCAGAAGCUACAGCUCCUACUUCAGAUGGCGGAGACAAAUACAGCGUGUUUAGACAACUAGAGCCACCUGCUGACAAGAAACCACUAGGUGAAGGAUUUACGGAUUUCAAGUCUGUCAGGACUGAUGACGGCUUCACAGACUUUAAAACCGCCGACAGCGUCUCUCCACUAGACCCUUCAGAACCGGCCAAGAUCUUUCAGCCUGGCUUCCCUUCUGCUUUCCCCAACGCUCUAUUGCUACAACAACUCCCACAACAGCCGUCAGCCAUUUCGCUUUCUCAAGCCAAAAACUCACUUAACAUGGCCGAUCUGGACCUUUUCUCCCCAGUCACAUCCUCUGUCCAGCCGGCUGUUGAUACACAGACAAUCGUCUUCCCCUCUGCGCCAGUACACCCCUCUCUGGUGGUCCUCCCUGGUGGAGCCAAGCCGCCUGGGGGAGGAGCUGACGACUUUGGUGACUUUGCCCUCUUUGGCUCCUCCUCUGAUCCCACUCAACCUCCAGCAGCAGCAGGAGGAGUGGCGGCUGCGUCACAGGACGACUUUGCUGACUUCAUGGCAUUUGGGAGCUCUGGAGGGGAGCCCAAAGGUGAGAGCAGUGCAGGGGUCCAAGGUGAGACGGUGAGACGGUCUCAGCAGAGCUCAGACAAGUACGACGUGUUCAAACAGCUGUCUCUUGAAGGCGGCCUGGCCUAUGAUGACACAAAGGAGAGUGGCGGUGGCUCCUUCUCAUCCCUCAAAAGUGACACUGACGACUUUGCCGACUUCCAGUCUUCAAAAUUCUGCACAGCGCUCGGCGCCUCAGAGAAGACCCUGGUGGACAAGGUGGCCACUUUUAAACAGGGCAAGGAGGACUGCAUAUCUGUCAAGUCCCUCGACCUCCCAUCCAUCGGGGGGAGCAGCAUGGGAAAGGAUGAUUCUGAGGACGCACUCUCAGUACAGCUGGACAUGAAGCUCACCGACAUAGGCGGAGACUUGAAGCAUGUGAUGUCAGACAGCUCGCUGGAUUUGCCGGGUCUCUCGUCCCACCAGCCCCCUGCUACAGAAGGAGACGACAUGAAAUUUGACCCCUUUGGGACUUCAGCCCUCAGCAGCCUGGCCACUUACGACUGGUUGGACCGUGAGGAAUGUGUCACCGUUGACGUCCAAAAGUCUCAGGGGCUCGAUGGUGAAGGCCCUCCACCUUUAGCCCUAAAACAAAAAUUGGAGCUGAAUUCUGAUAGCAGCGCAAACAUCUUGACCACCUCUCCAGCCAAGACCAACUUCCACACAGACGAUGCCGCAUUUUCCGAAGACAAGUUUGAACCCUUUUCUGACUUUAGCACCAAGGACCAAAAGGGUAGCGGCAUUGAUGAUGAGGAUGACUUUGGGGAUUUUGCCACCACAGCAUCGGAGAAAUCAGACUCUCCUCCUGCUGUUAUUGAGGCCGGUUCCGAGGCCAAUCAAAGUGAAACCUCUGAUGAGUUUGGAGCCUUUCAGGGAGACAAGCCAAAGUUUGGCAAGUCUGACUUCCUGAAAGCCAGCGCUCAGCCCAAAGUCAAAUCUAGUGAGGAGAUGAUCAAGAAUGAGCUGGCUACAUUUGACUUGUCUGUCCAAGGUUCCCACAAACGCAGUCACAGUUUGGGCGAGAAGGAGAUUGGGCCUCCCACGUCUUUAGCUCAAGAGCAACCCUUCAGAGACCGAUCUAGCACCCUGAGCGAGAAGCCCACCUUACCUGUUAUCCGGGACAAGUACAAGGACCUGACUGGGGAGGUGGAGGAGAGUGAGCGCUACGCUUAUGAGUGGCAAAGGUGUCUGGAAAGUGCUCUGGAGGUAAUCUCCAAAGCUAACAAUACACUGAAUGGCAUUAGCAGCUCCUCCGUCUGCACAGAGGUCAUCCAGUCUGCUCAGGGCAUGGAGUAUCUGCUGGGUGUGGUGGAGGUGUACCGUGUGACAAGACGUGUGGAGCUGGGCAUCAAGGCGACAGCAGUAUGCUCUGAGAAGCUACAACAGCUCUUGAAGGACGUCAGCCGUGUGUGGAACAACCUCAUGGGCUUCAUGUCGCUGGCCAAGCUCGCGCCUGAUGAAAGUUCUCUGGAUUUCACCUCAUGCAUUCUGAGGCACGGCAUCAAGAAUGCCAAGGAGCUAGCAUGUGGGGUAUGCUUGCUCAACGUUGACUCUCGCAGCAAGAGUAAAGAGGAAAGCACACUUGGACGCCUUUUUAAGCGAGCUUUGACUCCAGAAAGUGUCAGGAGGUCAAGGGCGUUCAACUCUGAGACGGACAACUUCAAGCUGCUGUAUGGUGGCCACCAGUACCACGCCAGCUGUGCCAAUUUUUGGAUAAACUGCGUGGAGCCUAAACCGCCGGGCCUCAUCCUGCCCGACUUGCUCUGACCUUUUGACUCACCGUGUCAUGUAUUUAUUUUGUCACAAACUGUGGAGCACACUAAAUGAUAACGGCGGCUGGAUCAUAUUUAAUUCAAUAUAAAAUGUGCUUUUAAGUAAGUAUUAAGGGAAAACUUAAAGUCUUCCCUUGUUUGCGUCACAAGCUUGUUGAAUGUGUCAAUCAGCUCCGAUUUCUCUGCGGCUGUUAUGGUUUUAAUGUCACUUUUGAAUAUUUUUAACUCUCACUUCUUAGCUGGAAGGCAGAUUUUAUUUUUAUUUAAAGACGUGUUUUGAAUGUCUCUUGCCUCAGUAGGGUAUUUAAAUCAUGUACAUUUUAGGCUUUUAAAAGGCAUCAAUGUUUGGUUUUGGGGCAAAUUUGGUGAAAAUGCAAUGUGUGAUGGUGUGAUGGUGAGUGAUAACUAGUGUAAAUGUAAAUAAAUGAGUACACCUGUUUGAA